Molecule: messenger RNA, 3959 nt
Organism: Nilaparvata lugens (brown planthopper)
Lineage: Eukaryota; Metazoa; Arthropoda; Insecta; Hemiptera; Delphacidae
Product: WSCD family member AAEL009094
Exons: 5
Coding region: 333-1196 (287 amino acids)
Source: RefSeq, a predicted model, not a curated record
AGCCUCCUUCCUAUCACAUAACCUAGCUGCUGCAUGCAUGCUAUCUAUGCUGACAUGCUACAGCGUUCACCCAUAUCAACACUCAUUUUUAGUAUCUUCAACUUACAACUUAAAAAACAUCAGUCUCAUUUCCUCACUACUCCCCCAUAACUUCCAAGUUAUCAUUCCAUAUCACAUCGACAACAUGGAUACCACAGUUGUGAGAAUAAAUUCAAUCUACCAUUUUAUGUUGUUAUGAUAAACAAACAAGUGUAUCUGGCGUGUCUAAUGAUUAAAUCCUCGUGAUCCAUGGGCUUCUCGCAUCCAAAACCAUCUUUACAUACAGGUGGUGGAUGAUUCGUGGAAGACUUUGUGCCUUAGGACUUCUGAUCACAAUUUACCUAGUAGGUGUACUUCUCCUUUCCACUGUUACUCUUCAAAACCAGCACAAGUCUGAUUGGAUUGGUGGUGAAGCAGACGGGUGGAGGGGAGGUGCAGAAGUGGUACACUGGUGUCGUCCGCUGCACUUCCUCACUCCCUCAUCAGCCCACUCCACACCGCGUCCAGUGAUUGCUCUCGCCUCGUUCCCUGGCAGUGGCAACACUUGGCUUCGCUAUCUGCUACAGCAAGCUACUGGAGUGUACACGGGGUCAGUGUACAAGGACUACGGCCUGCUCCGAAAUGGCUUCCCAGGCGAGUCGUGGUCUAACAGCAGUGUUAGCGUAGUCAAGACGCAUGAGUGGGGCGUGCAAGCACGUGCACACUUUGGGCGCGCCGUGCUACUCGUGCGGGCGCCUGCCCAUGCAAUCCACGCAGAGUUCAAUCGGCAGAGUGGCGGCCAUGUUGGAUUUGCAUCGCCACAUCGCUACAAGCGCAACAGGGGACGCUAUUGGCACCAAUUCGUAAUGGAGAAACUAUCAUCAUGGAAGAGCAUGAAUCUAGACUGGGUGAGAAACUUUGAUGGACCAACACACGUUGUUUUGUAUGAAAAUCUGGUAGAGGACGUCGAAACAACGCUGAGAAAACUGAUCGACUUUAUUCAACUGCCGAUUGACGAGAAACAAAUACAGUGCGCUCUGGAAAGACAAGAGGGCAUCUACAGGCGUAAAAGGCGUGUCUUCAACCUAGAUCCCUACACCACUUCCAUGAAAAUUAUGCUCCAAAUCGAGCAAGAAAAGGUUCUACAAGAAAUCAAAUCUCGCAUCAAAACAUCAUGAAAAUCAAUGUAAUGACAGUAGUAUUAUUAAUUUAGCAAUUUGCUGAAAUUUGUACAAAAAUCCUAUCUAUUAAUAGAAGCUUACCAUAGACUAUGUUCGGCACAUGAUAAAACACCUUUUAAAAUCUCAAAAGCAUGUAGGUAGAAAACCACGAAUUGGCUGAGUAACAUUUAAUUUAAUCCUUAUUUAAUAACUAUAGCCUAAUUAUUUUAAAAUUUGUUCUUGUGUUUGGAUAUAGUUGAAAAAUGUUUAUACUUGUUAAUAUGGUAUUUGUUAUGUUUAUUGAAUUAAGUACAAUAAUUUUUUAAAAUAUUUAAAUAUUUGAAUUAAUUGAUUGGUGGGCUAUAAUGCUAUACUUAUUACAUGGUAAAUCAUCAAAGUACAAUAUAAUUAAUGAAUUUAUCAUAUUGACUGAAAGUGACAAAUGUUUCACAUAUGAAAAUUUUGGCUCAAAAAUUGUGGUCAGAUAUUUAAUUCAGUAAAUUUAAAUGAAUUUUUAUAUUCUAAUUCAUCGAAGUACAAAGUACAAGAAAACUUAUGAAAUUUUAUAAUCAUUUCACAUUGACUGAAAGUGAUGAAUUCUCCACUAGUAUUAUAUACCGUAAGUUACUAUGAUUUUUAAAAUCUGACUCAAAAAUUAUAACCAUAUAUUUAUCUUAAUUAAUUGAAAUUCAUCAUUUUAUAAUUUAUAAGAUUAACACUACCGAGAAGAUUAUGGUGCAAAAAGAUUUAGGCCUACUGAAUCAGAAUAAGCACAAAAAACGAAAAAGUUUCUGAUUCUGUAAGUAUCAAUUAGGUACCUAAGUAAACUCUGCUUGAGAAUACUGAAAGAAAUCAGUUGUAUUGGAUUCUCAUUUAGUGGCCAUAAUUAUAUAUUUGUCAUUGAUAUCAAUAACAAAAAAAUGCAUAUGUAUAUGUAAUGCAUGAUUAUAUUCAUUGAACGCAAGUGAAAUAAUAAUAAUAAUACCAUCAAAUACUCUGAAGACGAUAAUAAUGAUAAUUUGCAAAUGCAAUUAAUUACUUUGUGCUGAUGACGAUAAGAUAUUCAGGCAGAUCAAAGAUAUUAAUUACAAAGUAGGUGUUCAGGACGAUCUAAACAGUCUGCCCAAAUGGUAUACAAGAAUAAAUUGAGCCUGAACGUUAACGUCAUGAAGUGUUGUGUGGUCUGGUCACAUUUUCAAGAAGGCCUAUGUUAUCCGUCAUUGAUAACAGAUAUUCAAUCGCAAACUGUAAUUUGCAAGUGUGUGAAACUGUUAGAGAUCUAGGUGUAAUCUUUGACCAAACCUUCAAGUUUGACAGUCACUUAACUGUUAAAAAUAUUAUUAACAAAAUGCAUGCAAAGUUUUAGGAUUUGUAUGCAGGCAAUGUAAGAUCUUUGAUGAUUGUAUUUCUAUUAUCAGAGUAUACAGUGCCUUCAUAACAAGUCGUUUGGAAUAUUGCUCCGUGAGUGUCCUCCGGAUGAACUAUCAGAUAUUUUUCAUGUUAAUUCAUGUGAAUAUUCACAAAUUCAUCUUGAAAUAUUCCCGUUUAUCUAUCUAAAUUUGAUAUCAAUCUUGAUGAUUGACUUUACAGAUUAAUUUUCGGAAAGGAAAUAAUAGUCCCAUCAUGUGAUAUUAUGUACAUUCAGUACAGUAUAAAUCGUAUUAUAUGAAUGAUAACAAUAACAGAAUAUGAAUCAAUAUGACAUUGCUAUAAAAUAUUCAUACAUUCUAUUCAGUUUAAAUUUGAACACCAUUUUUCUACUUAACAUUGACCAAUAAUAUUAUUACCAAACUCUCUAGUAAGCAACAAUGAUUACAGUAUCAAAAUCAAUUAUUCAUUGUAGUAUUCCUAGUUGGAGAGCUCCAGGUCAAUCUCAUGAGGGUUUUCAUUUUCAAAUAGCAAUAUUCUGUAAGGAAACUGUAGGUUUAAUUUUUUAAACUCAAAUUCUAAUUCAUUAUAAUAUAAAUAAACAUGCAUGGAAUUGUGAAAUUGGGUUGACUAAAACUAUUACAUUCAUAGAAACUCUCAAAAUGUAACAGUUUUAUCCUUGUUUAAUCGAACAAUGUGAUUUAUGGAGUACCUAGAUUGAUUAAUAAUAUGGGAAUCUUUUCUCACACGUUGAACAAUUAUUGUGUACAGGAGAAAUGUUAAAUAUAUAUAGAUGGUUUAGUCACGUAGAAAAGCUCAAUCCUCAUCAGGCCGCGGCGAUUUCAAGCUUUUUUUCGUGACAAUAAUUUACAACAGAUUUUUGGCUAGUUGAGCUUUCAAUGUUAGUGAUGAACAAUUCAAAUGUUAGUGCAAACGAUGUUUAUACUGAGAUAAUAAUGAAUUUAAGUGCAAUAUGUAAACGAUGUAUAUUUUUAGACGGGAUUUAGCGAAGUACUAGAGUUCAAACUCUGGCUUUCUGAGUCUGAAAAUACUUAGUCUAGGACUUAUUCAAACUCUGGAGUAUAGAGAUCACGAUAGACUCUGUAGUUUAUAAUUUCGCUUUCGGAGUAGAGGAGUUAUAAGUCCAGGGCUUGAAUUGGAUUCUCGCCUCUUUCCGAGUCAUGGAUUCAUCAAAAAUCGUCUUGUCUAGAACUUGACACUGUCCUACCCGAGGGGUAGGAUUUGAAAUUAAGUUCUAGACAAACACGUCUCAGUUUUGUUUUGGAGAAGAUGAGUAGUCUAUUAGCUGUAUGGAAUACAAAGAUUAUUUGGAUUAAUUAAUCUAAAUUCAAAAUUUAUAGUUUACACAUGUAUUCUAAAUAAAAUUGUAUCAAAAUUAUGCGUGCAAACUAA